AUGAGGAGAAAUGUUCCUCCUUACUCAAGAUGGGCCGAGAGAAGAUCCACCGUGGUUUAUGCGGUCCGCUCAGCCACACUGGGCUCCUGGAGGAUGCUGACCUUGGGGGCAGAGUACGAGGACACCUGGACCCCCACACCUGACAAGAGCCGCAGCCCUGGUUCGCCCUCAGAGGCGGGGCCUGAGGGGCCUGAGGGGGCGGAUACCUGCACUGGAGACCCGGAUGAGCCCUCAUGGAGGACCGUGGACACAGUGCAGAAGUAUGACGUAGUUUUCCACCUGGACGGGCUGAGCCAAUCAGGAAGAAGAGAUGGAGUACGUCAUGCCGUCAGGAGGCACGAGACUCUGAAUCACACGCCAUGGCCUCGAGGAAUGGCUCGCUUUGCAGAAGAUCUCCCCUCCCGCUAUGGAGGAGGCGCAGGCGGCGGAGGAGGCAGAGGAGGACCGCCGGGCGCCGGGAGAGGGGGAGCCCGGGGUGGUGGCGCUCCGGGGGGCCAAAGGGUCUACAAGCAGUCGAUGGCCCAAAGAGCCCGGACCAUGGCCAUUUACAACCCGAACCCUGUCAAACAAAACUGCCUCACUGUCAACCGCUCCCUCUUCAUCUUCCGCGAGGACAAUCUCAUCAGGAAGUAUGCCAAGCGAAUAACAGAGUGGCCUCCAUUUGAAUACAUGAUCCUGGCUACAAUCAUCGCCAACUGCAUCGUCUUGGCCCUGGAGCAGCAUCUACCUGCCAGUGACAAGACGCCCAUGUCGGAGCGCCUGGACGACACAGAGCCCUACUUUAUUGGAAUAUUCUGUUUCGAGGCAGCCAUUAAGAUCAUCGCCCUGGGCUUUGCAUUUCACAAAGGCUCCUACCUCCGCAACGGCUGGAAUGUAAUGGACUUCGUUGUCGUCCUCACAGGGAUCCUGGCCACGGUGGGCUCAGACUUCGACCUGCGAACACUGCGAGCUGUCAGAGUGUUGAGGCCCCUGAAACUCGUGUCAGGAAUCCCAAGUCUCCAGGUGGUGUUGAAGUCUAUAAUGAAAGCCAUGGUUCCUCUGCUUCAGAUUGGCCUGCUGCUCUUCUUCGCCAUCGUCAUGUUUGCCAUCAUCGGGGUGGAGUUUUACAUGGGAAAAUUCCACACCAGCUGCUUCAGGAUAGACACUGGUGAGAGAGCUGUUGAUUGGCCUUGUGGUAUAGAGCCUCCGGCCAGGACGUGUCCUAAUGGGACCGUGUGCAGAGAGUACUGGACUGGACCAAACUUUGGCAUCACCAACUUUGACAACAUCCUGUUUGCAGUGCUGACUGUGUUCCAGUGCAUCACCAUGGAGGGCUGGGUGGACAUCCUCUACAGCACCAAUGAUGUGGCAGGAAACGCCUGGAACUGGCUCUACUUCAUCCCCCUCAUCAUCAUCGGCUCCUUCUUCAUGCUCAACCUGGUGCUCGGUGUCCUCUCAGGAGAAUUUGCCAAAGAGAGGGAGCGUGUGGAGAAGAGGCAGGAGUUCCUGAAGCUUCGGAGGCAGCAGCAGAUCGAGAGGGAGCUCACAGGAUACUUGGAGUGGAUCUGCAAAGCGGAGGAGGUGUUGCUGGAGGAAGAAGAUGAGAUUGCUGAGGAGAAGUCCCCGAUGGAUGGUGCGUGGUACAAGAGGAAACAAAACCUGCCAGUCUUGAAACGAAGCAAAGUCAAGAAAGGUAAAAAUGACCUGAUCGGUGCUGAAGAGGGGGAGGAUCCUUUCGCAGACAUCUCCUCUGUCGCUCCUUCGGGCUCUCCUUUCGGUCGCUCCAGCGUGAAAAGCACUGGAAAGCUGGACAGCUCCACCUACUUCCGGCGUAAAGAGAAGAGGACCCGGUUCUUCAUCCGCCGCAUGGUGAAGGCUCAGAGCUUUUACUGGAUCGUUCUUUGUCUGGUGGGCCUGAACACUCUGUGUGUGGCCAUUGUGCAUUACGACCAGCCCGAGUGGCUGACAAGGGCCCUCUACACAGCAGAGUUUGUGUUCCUGGGUUUGUUUCUGACUGAGAUGAGCUUGAAGAUGUACGGCCUUGGAGUGAGGAACUAUUUCCACUCUUCCUUUAACUGCUUUGAUUUCGGGGUGAUCGUUGGAAGUAUUUUCGAGGUGAUCUGGGACAUGAUCAAACCGGGGGCAUCAUUUGGGAUCAGUGUGUUGAGAGCUCUGCGAUUGCUCAGGAUAUUUAAAGUCACCAAGUAUUGGAACUCCUUAAGGAACCUUGUGGUCUCCCUCCUCAAUUCCAUGAAGUCCAUCAUCAGCUUGCUCUUCCUCCUCUUCCUCUUCAUCGUGGUCUUUGCUCUGCUGGGCAUGCAGCUCUUUGGAGGACAGUUCAACUUUGAAGACGAGACGCCAACAACAAACUUUGACACCUUCCCAGCAGCCAUCCUCACUGUGUUCCAGAUUCUGACUGGCGAGGACUGGAAUGCCGUGAUGUACCACGGGAUCGAGUCUCAAGGAGGCGUCCGACGCGGCAUGUUCUCCUCCGUCUACUUCAUCGUCCUCACACUCUUUGGAAACUACACUCUCCUGAAUGUGUUCUUGGCCAUCGCUGUUGAUAACCUCGCAAAUGCACAGGAGCUGACUAAGGAUGAAGAAGAGCAGGAGGAGGCAGCCAAUAAGAAGCUUGCCCUGCAGAAAGCAAUGGAGGUAAAGGAAGUCAGCCCAAUGUCAGCAGCCAACAUCUCCAUCUCUGCUUUUGUAAAGCAAAAUCGAGAUGCAAUCUCUCGCAGGUCGUCCAUCAACAGCAUUCAGUCACCUAAGGAGCAGCAGCGGUCAGCUAAGGCCAUGUCAGUGUGGGAGCAAAGGACCAAUCAGCUGAGGAGGCACAACUUGAGGGCGAGCAGUGAGGCCUUGUUCAACGAGCUGGACCCUGAGGAACGCCUUCGGAUGACCACUGCUCUGCACCUGCAUCCCGACAUGAUGACUCACCUGGACCGGCCUCUCGUGGUGGAGGCUAGAGAUGGGGAGAAACCCGGUAAGCCACCUGAUGGAGGUUGGGAGGAGGAAGGAGGCGGAGUGGGAGACAACUACCACAUGCACGCCAGGAAGCAUCACCGACACCGCGACAAGAAUGGGGAGUGCAGGGAUGGAGGCGACGGCCGGGGAGGGAGGCACCACAUCCAUCAUAGCAGGACCAGAGAUCCAAACGGUAACGGCACCCACAUGAAGAAAGGGGAGCGGAACCAGGAUGUGAAUGGAGGGCAGGGACACAGGCACCACUACCAGGCUGGCUCGCCUGAGGAGGAGGCAAACGGCCUGCGAGGAGGAGAAGAAAAAAGCCACCGCCACCAUCACUCCCAUCGUUUAUCCAAAGAAGGAAAUGGAGUAAUAGCUAAUGGUGCGCAAGGAGAGCGCAGGAUGAAGGGGGUGGGAGGAGGAGGAGGAGGGGACAGUAAUGGAGAGAGGAAGGCACGCACACGGAUGGUCAGAGCUCAGUCUACUCUGGAUGGAGACGACUGUAUGAGGAGCAAGAAUGGAAUCAAAGGUCACUGGGACAGGCAUCCAGAUGCUGAAGAAGACGGCCUGGCCUCCAGUCCUCUGCAGCUGAUGCGGAGCAGCCUGAGUCUUGGAGAAAAACAGGAAGAUGCUGACAACCAGAAGAACUCCACCCGGGCCAGCCAGGCCGGUCUCAACAGCAACGCCAUCCACAUCCCUGUUACCAUCACUGCCCCGCCUGGAGAAACCACCAUCAUACCCAUGAACAACAUCGACUGCGACAACUUCACGCUCAAUGAGGAGAAGAAAGAUCUGGAGGAGGAGGAGGCAGCUAACGGGCCUCGGCAGAUACUCCCCUACAGCUCCAUGUUCAUCUUCGGGGUGACAAACCCGGUGCGACGGCUGUGUCACUACGUGGUCAACCUACGCUACUUUGAGAUGUGCAUCCUGAUGGUCAUCACAAUGAGCAGCAUCGCUCUGGCAGCAGAGGACCCUGUGCAAGCCAAUGCACCACGCAACAACGUUCUCAAGUAUCUGGAUUACGUCUUUACUGGAGUCUUCACUUUUGAGAUGGUGAUCAAGAUGAUUGAUUUGGGACUGCUCCUCCACCCUGGCUCUUAUUUUCGUGACCUUUGGAACAUUCUGGACUUCAUUGUGGUCAGCGGAGCCCUGGUGGCCUUUGCCUGCUCAGGGACGAAAGGCAAGGAUAUCAACACCAUCAAGUCCCUGAGGGUCCUCCGAGUCCUGCGGCCCCUUAAGACCAUUAAACGUCUGCCCAAGCUGAAGGCGGUGUUCGAUUGUGUCGUAAACUCUCUAAAGAACGUGCUCAACAUCCUCAUCGUCUACAUCCUCUUCAUGUUCAUCUUCGCGGUCAUCGCUGUGCAACUCUUUAAGGGCAAAUUCUUCUACUGCACUGACGAGUCGAAGGGUCUGGAAAAAGACUGCAGGGGUCAGUUUCUGGACUACGAUAAAGACGAUGUGGCAGCUCAGCCCAGAGAGUGGAAGAAGUACGAGUUUCACUACGACAAUGUUCUGUGGGCUUUCCUGACGCUCUUCACUGUGUCCACUGGAGAGGGCUGGCCAAUGGUCCUGAAGCACUCUGUGGAUGCCACUUACGAGGACCAGGGCCCAAACCCAGGCUUCCGCAUGGAGACGUCCAUCUUCUAUGUGGUCUACUUUGUGGUGUUCCCCUUCUUCUUUGUCAACAUCUUUGUGGCUCUGAUCAUCAUCACCUUCCAGGAGCAGGGAGACAAGGCCAUGUCGGAGUGCAGCCUGGAGAAGAACGAGAGGGCUUGCAUUGACUUUGCCAUCAACGCUAAGCCGCUGACGAGAUACAUGCCAGAGAACAAGCAGUCCUUCCAGUACAAGAUGUGGAAAUUUGUGGUGUCGCCUCCGUUUGAGUACGCCAUUAUGACUCUAAUCGCUCUCAAUACAGUCGUGCUGAUGAUGAAGUUCUACGGAGCUCCAGACCUGUACGAGUCCAUGCUGAAAUACUUGAACAUCCUCUUCACAGCCCUCUUCACACUGGAGUGCAUCCUCAAGAUUAUUGCCUUCGGUCCACUGAACUACCUGAAAGCAGCCUGGAACGUGUUCGACUUUGUGACUGUGCUCGGAAGCAUCACAGACAUCGUAGUCACAGAGGUCAAGGAUAAGAUGAUCAACCUGAGUUUCCUGAGGCUGUUCAGAGCUGCUCGGCUCAUCAAGCUGCUGCGACAGGGCUACACCAUCCGGAUCCUGCUGUGGACUUUCGUUCAGUCCUUCAAGGCUCUGCCGUAUGUCUGCCUGCUCAUUGCCAUGCUGUUCUUCAUCUAUGCCAUCAUUGGAAUGCAGGUGUUUGGAAACAUCGAGCUGAACGAGGACACGGCAAUAAAUCACCACAACAACUUCCAGACCUUUCUCCAGGCCUUGACCCUUCUCUUCAGGAGUGCAACAGGUGAGGCGUGGCAUGAGAUCAUGUUGGCGUGUCUGAGUAACCGGCGGUGUGACAUACUCUCAGGAACAGUGGGGAAGGAGUGUGGGAGUGACUUUGCCUACUUCUACUUCGUCUCCUUCAUCUUCCUCUGCUCCUUCCUGAUGCUGAAUCUGUUUGUUGCCGUCAUCAUGGACAACUUUGAGUAUCUGACCAGGGACGCCUCCAUCCUCGGGCCUCAUCACCUGGAUGAGUUCAUCCGUGUGUGGGCAGAGUAUGACCCUGCUGCCUGCGGCCGCAUGUCUUACCGUGACAUGUACGAGAUGCUUCGAGACAUGUCUCCUCCGCUAGGUUUGGGGAAGAAAUGUCCUCCCCGAGUCGCCUAUAAGCGAUUGGUGAGAAUGAACAUGCCCAUAGCAGAAGACAACACGGUGCAUUUCACCUCCACUCUGAUGGCACUGAUCCGCACAGCCCUGGAGAUCAAACUGGCAUCCGGGGUCCUGGCACAGCAUUUGUGCGAUGCCGACCUGAAGAGGGAGAUAAACCGAGUGUGGCCAAGUCUGCAGCAGAAGACUGUUGACCUGCUGGUGACACCUCCCAAAUACAACGAGCUGACUGUGGGGAAAGUCUAUGCUGCUCUGAUGAUCUUUGAUUACUACAAGCAGAAUCGAGCCAAGAGGCUCCAGCAGCAGAACACUCCAGGAGGAACUCAGAGUAAACUGGGGGCGUUGUUCCGUCCGGUGCUGCCCCUCACUCACAUACUGGAAGUAGAACCUCGGAUCUCCAGCCCCAAACAGCCCCUCUCACCCCAGACUGAGCCAGAAGUCAAACCAGAGACUAUUCUCACCAUGACUGCUAUCACCGCCGCUACCACUGCCACCUCCUCCACUACUAGAGACGCUUUACUGAACCAGAGGAGUGGAAUAAAACAUUCCCAGUCCGGAGAUGUUUCUCAGACGGCACAGAGGCCCAAAGGCCGGAGGAAACUACAGAGAGGCCAGUCAGAAGAUGUGCCAUACUCAACCCGACCUCAGGAGCUGGUUGAACUGAAGCAGGUGGAGAACAUUUCAGACACAGAAGGAUAUCCAAGUCUGGAAGGCCACUGCAGGGCAGCCUCUCUGCCCCGUCUCAAUGCUGAGUACUAUCGGAGCCACCCACGCCACGCCCCUGGGACCCACCUGGCACCGAUUGUUGACCUCAGCCCGAUAAGACGCUCAGCAUCCUCACUGACACAGCACCACCACCAGGAGGGCGGGCUGAGGGGGUAUAACCUCGACCGGACUGGCCAGUCAGCAGGACCAGGACAAGUCCAGGACAGAGCCCACCACCAUCAUCACCAUCACCGCUGUCACCGACGCAGGGACAAGGACAAAGAUAAGAAGCAGAGGUCUCUGGAUAGAGCUGCUUCAGUGCAACCGUCAAGCACAGUUGAUUCAUUCACCGACCCUUCAGCUGAAGGUUUGUCCAGAGAGCGAGCGAGGGAGCGCGACCGCAGCCGUCCUCAUGAGAGGAGGCACCACUCCUCGGCAGGAGAGAAGCAGCGCUACUACUCCUGUGAGCGAUACGGCAGCAGAGAGCAGGGUCACGCCAAGUCAGCCGGUCCAAGUCGAUCCACCUCCCCUGGAGAGGGACAUUAUGGUAGCACUGUGGGUAAAUCUGGCCUUGUAAUGCUCCCCUCUGGUUCGAGCACUCCGGGCCGCAGUCGCAGGCAGCUCCCCCAGACGCCCCUCACCCCUCGUCCUGCAGUGACCUACAAGACCGCCAACCCUUCACCUCUCCCAUCCGGUGCCAGCACUGCUGCAACAGGGCAUCAGACUCGCUUCAGCCGUGGCCUUUCGGAGCAUGAUCGCUUAUUCAGGGGCCUUGAGGAGACUCUGUUACCGAUCACUCGCAUCGGUUCGGACCCAGAUUUAAACCGGCAGCAGCAGCAGCGGGUCGCCUCUCAACAGGCCCUCAAUGAGGAGACGGAAGACUUCCAGGACACUGUGAGCAGCCUUGGAGGGGGACGCUCUGCCAGAACCACUGCUUCCACCACAGCCUCAGCCUCACAAGGGACUGCAGCUACGCCUGCCACAGCGCCUGCUAUGCAGGGCCGGGCGGGACCGGUGCCCAAUGGGUACCACUUCACCCUCGGGGUCAACUCUGCAUCCGGGCCCGCAGGCCGAGGAACAGGAAGUCUCAGGGAGAGGGAUGAAGACGACUGGUGCUAGCAUGGUAUUGAGCUGUUAGUUGAAGAUGGGGAAGCUUGUCAGAGUCACAGAGAGCUCAUGUCAGGUCUGAUGAGCUGAUAUGAAACCCUGAGGAUUUACUCAGAAGGAAAGAAGUGAAGGAGAAGCCAGGGGAAAGUGCUGUAAAAGGGGGUCUAAAAUCAUUCCAGAUUUGUAGUCUUACUCUUCAUUUUUAUACAACAAACUCUGUAAGGAAAGUACUCACUGAUGACUUUUCUACCCCCUUACUUGCACUGAAGUUAUAGCACAAGUGAAGACCCUUAAGAAUUUUGCCUUUGCCAGUAAAACAGUGUUGAAGUCAAAAGCCAAAAUCUCCAAAGUGAAUCAAUGAACUGUGUUUUAGAUGGAUCUGAAUGCCUCACUCCUGAUAUAACUAUGGCUGCUCACAGCACUGCUUUGAUUUUCAGAUGUUUUAUUGUUGUUUAUGUUGUCCAUUUCAACUCGAUCAAAAAGAUGCUAUCACCAAACUUUGUUACUUUAUUUUAAUUUUUCCUCAUCUGCUAAUUUUCAGGAUUAUCACCAAAUUCUUAGGAAACAAAGAAACAAACUGAUGUUCUGUAAUGACUCAGUGUGUAACGUGACAGAAGGUGAACUCUGGAUGGGAGCGAAGAAGUGGAGGGUUGAGUUUUUUAUGAUUUUUUGUAAAUGUACCACGUGUAAAUCUUCUGAGUGCAAAAAGGGACUAGAUAUAUCUCUAUGUGGUUGAAUACUAAGUGCCUCGUUUUCCAAGUUGAAUCCAGUCAGAUGGGCUUAAAAACAGUGCAGGAUGUAAGUAUGUAAAAGUAUAGAGAACAAAGUUUGGAUCUGUAUAAAUGAACAGAAUGCAAAAAAAAUACAGUUUUGUACUCGUGUGGUAGGUAAGUCAGGACUGCAGAUCCAAAGUAAGCAGUGUAGUGCAUGCAGGGUCUUGAACUUGUCAAAAAUAGUGUCUGUACUUUUGCCUAAGGGUGUGUGAUAAACAUUUCGCCUUUCUCUUUCAAAUAUACUGCCAGUCCGUUGGUAGAAAUGGUCUCUGAGUGGAGAAAAGUGCCAUUUUUUUUAUUCUUAUCAACAAAAUGAUCCAUAUUCAGAAUCAUUUGCCUCCUCAAGCAAACAGUAUACUGUAUAUCUCAUCUCUGCCAUAUGUGCCCAUACUUCAUGGGUUUCCUUAUCUCUUUCCUCUGAGAACAGUAUCGUGUGAAGGUGUGUAGAUGAGGUUAGACGUGUACAACAAAGAGUUGUGUUGUUGCUGCAGACUGUUGACUCAAAGUAGGGCUAUGCAACAAGACGACACUUCAUCUGCCCUGUAGCUUUACCCUCUGGAUUCUCCAGGUUCAGGCUUUAGUGUGAGUGCGACCAGAUUUUACAAUUAAUGUAUGAAAAGUUGUAAAUUUUAGAUGUAUUAUAUGAUGUACAGUGAACUGACAACACACACUGAGUCACAUAAUGUAAUCAAAGCUAAUAUUUGUGAACCACAGGGCAUUUUUAAAGGUCGGCAAGUUGACUGCAUGACGCCUACCCAGAUAGAACCACCCAGAAUAUAAAACUGUGUUCCUCUCAGACUUGGGUCAAGUUUUUUUUCCAAACAACUUUAACGGUUAUAAGACUUUCUUAUAAAACCACAACUAACAUUAUUAAGUUGUCUUUGGAAAAACUAUCUUCUUUUCAGUGUGUCUUCAGGAUUUCUUUUAAGAAUCAGUCAAAAUUUGUCAAAAUUAACAAAUAAUUAUCAAUUUUUUUUACAGUUUCAAUAAUUCUACUAGUUUAUUUGUUCAAGCCUCUUGGUGCUGUUGGCUUAACUUUCAGAAAUUGUAUGACCAUGAAAGUAAUUUGCAAAUAUCAGUUGAUCCAAGUCUGAGUACUUCAUUGUGCAUUAAUUUAAAAACCUGUUGUCUCAUAUUUGUGCAAUCUACUUGAUGUAUCAUCUAAAAGGAGACGUUUUUGACUCUAAUCAUUUGGGUCCAACUGCAGGCAAAGCUCUGCAUCUAUUAUUUAACACAUCUUAGAUUUCUGUUACAUAUUUCUUUGAGUUGCCACAUGGAAGCAGAGACGUGUUCAACUCCACGGUAUACUUUCUCAAAGAUCCUUCUUCUUCAGACCUCCAGUGAGCCCGCACUGAACAGGGAGCCAUGUUUCCUUCUACAGGUUUUCUCCAACUGCCCCCUCUGGACAUGUCCUGUUUGCAUGAAAUGAAAUGUGCAUGUGCAAAAGAAAAAAGAGGCAUUGUUUGACUCCAUUCAGUCCAUGAUUUGUACAAUUUGUUUCCUGGUUGUAUUUUCUGAUUAUCUAAAAAUCAAACUGUAUCUGUUUCAGGUAAUGAAAAGAAAAAAAAUCAAGCUUGAAUAACAUUUUAUCACAAAACCACUAAAAUAGAGCCAAAACUCUUUCUUAGAAAAGAGGCUCUGGAGUGGUUGAAUCCUUCGCUGCCUGAUCUGUUACUUGACUGUGUCACUCACAGUCUUUUGGACUGUACCUACAGAUUUUGUAUGAAUAUAAGUCCUUAAAUAAAGAGGUAUGGUAUGAAAUUAACAGAA
Molecule: messenger RNA, 10073 nt
Organism: Notolabrus celidotus (New Zealand spotty)
Lineage: Eukaryota; Metazoa; Chordata; Actinopteri; Labriformes; Labridae
Gene: cacna1bb
Product: calcium channel, voltage-dependent, N type, alpha 1B subunit, b
Exons: 50
Coding region: 1-7542 (2513 amino acids)
Biological process (GO): calcium ion import across plasma membrane; chemical synaptic transmission
Cellular component (GO): neuronal cell body; voltage-gated calcium channel complex; membrane
Molecular function (GO): high voltage-gated calcium channel activity
Source: RefSeq, a predicted model, not a curated record